UUAUGUUUGAUGUGUUUUCAGAGGAACGGCUGUCGUAACAGGACAAAAUGUUGGCGUCACCAUCGGAGUGAGACUGAUCCAAACCGGAGGACGUCUGAGUCUCGAAAUACCGUCUGGAGAUGACUACUGUAAGACCCGAGCUGACAGGAUCCGUGUGGAUAACCUGGGGUUUGUGGUGAACACUGCUCUCACAGCAGCGUUAAGGUUUGCAUUCACCUCCCAGGUUUGUUCCUCCUUCAGUCUUUAACAGAACCCAACCGGGUCAAUGAGUCCUGAACCUGCAGGUUUAGGUGCAGACUGUGUAUACCAACAUGUCUGUCUGUCUGUCUGCAGUUCUGUCCUGCUAUUAGAAAUCUUGUCCCUAAUGUAAACACCAUGUUGGCGGGCGUCGCCAUGACGAGGACUUUGAGCGAAGACCACAAAAUCAACCUUGACUACUCUCUGAGCGGAAACGUCACGGUGACGUCCAACAGCCUCGACGUGCCUUUCACAGGUGUGGUGUACUACGGUGACACAAGGCCUGCUUUACCAGCAGCAGGUGUAGUGCCGGUGUUCAAAGAUAAAGAUAGUAACCGGAUGGCUUACGUUGGCGUCUCUGAAGACCUGUUUAAAAGCGCCGGCCAGGCGCUCUAUGACCACGGGCCUUUUGAACUGACCGUUCCACAGAUUAAUUUGAUUGUUAAUUCUUUGCUGAAAAAGUUGGGAUUGCCUAAGGGUCCUGUUGAAGUUCAGCUCACUGGGGUGCCAGUCAUCAAAAUCAACAAGGAUGGAGUAUCUGUCAGCGUAAAGGCCAGCGCCCAAUCUAAAACCAAACCACUGCCUCCGCCUCUUGCCAUGGAGUGUCAGUUUGGGAUAAAGGUCGAUUUGAAUGGACGCCGUCUGAUUCUUCAGUCUCUAAGCCUCUCCAAGUGUAAAGCCAAACCUGGAACCAAAAAGGGAAAAUUUGUGGCGGGACUUGUUGAGGGCAUAAUUAAAUGGAUUCCAUCAAUAAUUAAGAUCUUGUUUAAAAAAGGAGUCCAGAUUCCUCUCCCUGAUGGACUGAACUUCACUCAGACAAAGAUCGACUAUCAUCCUGGCUACUUUGUGGUCGGGGGGAGCCUGACCCUCCCUGGGUAGUGAUGUCAUCCAUCUGUCUUCAACCGCUGAUCCCGGGGUCGGGUCACGGUGCAGCAGCUUCACUCAGGGACUCCAACUUCUCCUCUUCUGAGCCUCGUUGAUUGUCUUUAUUAUUAUUAUUAUUAUUAUUAUUACUAUUAUUAUUAUUAUUAUUAUUAUUAUUAGUGGCUGAGCAGCAAAGCUGCAGGACUGUUUAGGUGUGAAAGCGCCCUUAAUCUAUGUGGUUGUGGGUUUUUUCAAAGCAGCGACCAGUGACGACUGCCCCCCCAUCUCAUUUCUAACCAAUAACAUAAUUCGUCCCGCCCCGGCCCGUACCGACCCAGGUCGUUGUAACUCACAGUGAAAUGGACCCUAGUCUACCCGGACCCAACCCGAGUAGAUGGAGGAGGGGUACCACCUGGGUCUAACCCUGGUUGAGUCAUCGCUGUGAAGGAGCUGUAGGCUACGCUGUGGGCACAGCUAAUGAAGCUAAGCUAACCUUUAUUUCAAAGACAUCUCUAUUCAGUCAGAACCAAACGUUAAAUGUAAUAAUAAUAAUAAUAAUAAUAAUAAGGAAAGAACUACCAAACAUAACAGGGCUGUUGUUGGUGCUCGGUCCCUAAUAAUAAAGGACAUUAAAGACAGAAACAGCUUCUGUGAUGAUCCUGUUCUUCUAUUUUCUGUCUCUCAUGUCACUACUGACUUGACAUGUCAGACUUUAUCAGCUGUGAUACUGUUGUAACAGUACAACAAUGUUGUGUUACAAGGUGUGUCCUCCAUUCUGCUGUACCACUCCUUAU
Messenger RNA from Perca flavescens (yellow perch), 1895 nucleotides. RefSeq lists its product as uncharacterized. The record is from RefSeq and is a predicted model, not a curated record. NCBI's taxonomy places the organism in Eukaryota, Metazoa, Chordata, Actinopteri, Perciformes, Percidae. Gene Ontology annotation, biological process: phospholipid transport; ceramide transport; high-density lipoprotein particle remodeling. The transcript is spliced from 10 exons. Bases 376 to 1116 code for a protein of 246 amino acids. Gene Ontology annotation, molecular function: phosphatidic acid transfer activity; ceramide transfer activity; phosphatidylethanolamine transfer activity.